AUGGCCUCUGGAUUUGGCACAAGCCGCAUUCGGCGGUCCAAGACUCAUGUGGUCCCAUUUCAGGAUCACGCUGGCCAACCCGCGCUCAGCACGUUUAACGCCGAUGAGAGCUGCCCGCUGCCUUAUCUCUACAGCUACUGCAUCUACUUCACCCACCCCAACGUCCGCCCCGAUGUCCCCCAUUCGGCAGACGCUGUGAGGCGGCUGUAUGAAACAAUUGUUAUCGAAAACGCACCUUUUAACCCGUGCGACUGCCUAUUCCGCCUAGACAUGUACUUCUUACCCAACGGAAACCGUGACGAAUGCAUGCGUCACUACCGCGCUGAGCGCGAUGCCCGUGGCAGCUACAUGGUUCAGGUCGAGGCCGUCGAGAGCAGCGCUGCUCAACCCACAGCCGAGACGGCCAGGAUGCCUGGUCUGGUGCCCUCGUAUGCGCGGCAAGAUAUGAGCAGACACAGCUACCACGCCCUCAUCUAUGUUUGUGACGCCCCCGACUGGCGCGGAGGCGAGGACGAGACUAUAACGCGCCUCGAGUUCGAGCCGCUGUCCCAGGGCGACUACGAACGCUUUAACAAAGACCCCGAAGACCAGCACGAACCCGACAUGCUCCCCGAGACGGCGGCCGUGCUCGAGACGAUUGGAAAAAAUAGCCCCGGUUUCGGCAAGCCAACCCCAGCCAUGCCCAGGCAGUCCAGGCUCGACGGGAGGUUUACCGAAAUGUGGUACAUGGCCGAUCACAUGUUUGACCGCGCUCCUCGUCAGCGCAUGGGCGAAGACGCGUGGCAAGAGGCCAGGGAAAGGGGCUGGACUUCUUGCCCAGUCAAGAUGCGGAUGGAGAGGAUGGAUAUUGACAUUGUCUUCACUGGACUUGGAACAUUUCGUAUUCCCAUCCUAGUUAAGGACGUCACAUCGGACCUGACAACCUUUCAUAGUCGCCUCUCCUUACGAAACAACCCGACGCAGUACGCAUACCCCCCAGAAUCCAGCACCAAAGUCUCGGCUCACGGCAGGGUUCCUUUCGAAAGUUAG
Molecule: messenger RNA, 1029 nt
Organism: Pyricularia oryzae 70-15
Lineage: Eukaryota; Fungi; Ascomycota; Sordariomycetes; Magnaporthales; Pyriculariaceae
Exons: 2
Coding region: 1-1029 (342 amino acids)
Source: RefSeq, a predicted model, not a curated record